UGUCUUCCUGAACAUCGGAUCUUAAAGGUCCUCGUAAUUCGCGGUGCCUCGCUUAUGAAAAAGGACAUAUUUGGGACAAGUGAUCCGUAUUGCCGCAUUAGUCUUUACCGCGACGUUCGACAAUCUAAUUGCAUCGGUUCAUACGUUCGGACACGAACCAUUAAACGCACACUGAACCCGCUCUGGAAUGAGGAAUUUUACUUUCGUGUGAAUCCCGACAGUAACCGUCUUGUCUUUGAGCUCUUCGACGAAAAUCGAAUAACCAGAGAUGACUUUCUUGGGCUGGUCUCCAUUUACCUUCCCCAACUGGAUAUUCGAGUUGAAGGUCAAGAGGACUCGUCUCGCAACGCAGCCAAAAACUUUCUUUUGCGACCGCGAAGGGCGUGUGGACGACGCGAUCAGCUAGCGGGCGGACGCAAGAAUGAUACCCCAGCCUCGUCGUUGACUCCGACGCCACCAAAAAAACGCAUAAACGUUCCCAUUUGUCAGGUGCUUGGCCAUGUGCGAAUCCCGAAUCACCCCGACACCGCGCCAUCUCACUCGUCAUGCGAGUCUUUUGAUGGCGUUGCAAUCGGCUUCACGUGUGUACCAAUUUUAGUGAAACUGUGCCAGCUUCUGCCAAUGCAACAGACUACAGAGGAAAGCAUUGAUCCGCCCUCUGCUCGAAUCCCCGGUCUUUCGUUUCGGGAGCCUCCUAAGUACGCGAUUUUUACGUGCAUGACCGGCCUGCUUCCUAUGCUAGGCCUAGUUGCAAGUCAUUUGAUCUACGUGGGCAUUGCACGUUCUCGAGUUCAGGGCAAGCUGCUCGUUGCUCUCUCUUACCUUCCUCCCUCCGUCGACAUUCACACCACCCAGAUCCGAUCAGACUUCCACAAGGCCCCCUGCGCUUCAACCAGGCUCUCCCUUCCCAGCUCCGCUAUUCUGCCUCCGCUAGAAGCGAACGGGGCAAAUCUGACGAGUCCCUCGACCUCCUCGGUGUCAGUGCCCAGCGCGUCCGCCUUCAGCGUCCCGCCUUCUUCUUCUUCCGUGAGCCACAACCCCCCCGCCCGAUCCGAAGAGGCACCGCCGGACCACCCCCAGUCCGGUCCGAUCACCACCAGCAUGGUGAUGUCCAACGAAGUCGACGACUGUCUUCCUGAGGGCUGGGACGAACGAAUCGACCAGAACGGCCGAACGUACUACGUCGAUCACAUCCACAAGCGAACCCAAUGGGAUCGACCCCUAAGGUACGGCAGCAAUUCCCUCUGCGUGAUUUCACCUCGGCUGCCCGACGGUUGGGAGCAGCGAACUGACGUCAACGGCCGCGUCUACUACGUCGAUCACGUGAACCACAGAACCACGUGGUACAGUCCAUUCUGCCCCGAAAACGAGGUCUUUGUGAAUUUGCCGACCCAGGACACAACUGCUGCUCCAUCGAGGACCGGCGAUGAAAACGACUCCUUUGGCGAAAGCAACCGUUUCGUGUUUAUGUCACGAGAAUGCGUGUCAGGCGUGGUGGUGAUCGCACCAGGCUUAACUCGGUCAGCGAGUGAUCCGCCGGCGUGCAAAUCGGCCUACUUUAUGACUGCUGCGCGCCUUUCAGACCCCUACUCUGAACCCGCCGACGGUCCCAGCAACGCGUCGUCGGAGCGCGGCCACGCCGAGGGCGGUGGUGGUGGUGGUGCUGACGGUGGCGCAGAGCACUCGCGCCUGCCUCCUUCACAGGUCAGGAGAACCCUUCGACACGGACAAUCUCUCGUCUCCAACGCCCUGAAUAAGCCCCUUGCUCCGAUCUACAUGACUAGUCUUUCCCCGGAGGAGCAGGUGCAGGCAGCGCAAACCAUGUACCUCCGGCGCCACCAGGUUCGCAUAGAGGACACCACGCCAAAUGCGCCUCCUGCAAACGACGCUCUCGCGGCUGCCAUGGAAACCAGUGCCACGACGCUUCCCACUCCCAGCGACGAGGAGCGGGAAGUUGUCGGUGACAAUGAGGAGGAGGAGGAGGAGGCGGCGGGGGUGGAGGUGGAGGAUGGAUCCGGCCGUAACCAGCUCCCAGGACCACCACCGACCUCCACUCUCGCAGAAUCGGGACAAUCAGAGGGCAUCCAAGAGACGCGUACGCCUUUGUUGGCGGCGAUGCCAACUCCGGGCGACUCGCCUGCAGCCCUCCCCCUAUCUCCAACCUCUCCUGACGGUGCCGGUGCCUCAGUAGACAACCGAAUAUCGAUUGUGCCCCUUGACGAUGACCCUCUGCCCCACGGCUGGCAGAUGGCCAUCACUGCAAGUGGUCGGAAAUUUUUCAUCAACCACAACGACCAGACCACCACUUGGAAAGACCCGCGUAAGAAGCACGCCGCACCACCGAAGCGCGACGCCACGUCGUCUGUGAUGACCAAAGACGCGCAGCGACAUGAUCUGCCUGCGUUGGGACCGCUUCCGCCCGGCUGGGAGGAGCGAGUGCACUCGAACGGCCGCAUUUUCUACAUCAACCACAGUACGUUUUUCGUCACCUGCUCUCUCCCUCUCAAAUGCUCGAAUUAUGAUCACUUUCUGGGCUAG
This is a messenger RNA of Mesocestoides corti, 2538 nucleotides long. Lineage: Eukaryota; Metazoa; Platyhelminthes; Cestoda; Cyclophyllidea; Mesocestoididae. The record is from the annotation of a GenBank genome assembly.